Lottia gigantea (owl limpet) is the source of this 1803-nucleotide messenger RNA. RefSeq lists its product as hypothetical. Gene Ontology annotation, cellular component: membrane. The record is from RefSeq and is a predicted model, not a curated record. Bases 1 to 576 code for a protein of 191 amino acids. NCBI's taxonomy places the organism in Eukaryota, Metazoa, Mollusca, Gastropoda, Lottiidae. The transcript is spliced from 4 exons.
AUGUCGACUGAAAAGGAAAGUGACUCGACAAACAUUCCAAGAGGUGAGAAUUACAAUUACGACCAGUCAGCUGACAAGAGAAAGGUUGAUCCUGUAAAUGCUGGCUAUGAUCAACCAUCAGACCCUCCCGCUUACACCCCUUCACCUUAUGGUAAUCAGCAGCACGGACAUAACCCCAGUAGACAAUACCCAAUGGGACAGUACCCUCCUGGGCCACCGGGGUACUACCCACCACCUAACAACACAAACAAUGUGAACGUCGUUAUGACCCAGCCUCAAAUGGCGACUGUUAUAGUGAACCCAAGACCAAAUGAUUAUUUGGGAUGGUCUAUUUUCACCUUGCUAUGCUGUUGUUUACCUAUUGGUAUUGCAGCUAUUGUUUUCUCGUGUAACGCGAGAUCAUCAUCAGAUAAUCUACAUUUUGAACAAGCCAGAAAGGAGGCGAACACUGCCCGAAUCCUAAAUAUUGUUGGGUUGGUCCUGGGAUUGGGUAUUUCUAUUCUGAUGAUAGUGUUGUACUCUACUGGAGUUUUCUACGUCAGAACAAACAACUACAAUUAUGAGUACGGAAAAUAGACCAAUCUUGUAACACGCCAUUGUUUACAGCACAGGGAAUGUUGUCAGAAAUAUCAUACUUUACUAUGAACAAAUUUAGAUUUAUAGGAGAAAUCUGAUUGGUUUUUUGCUAGACUGCUAAGCUUUCUUUCAGUUUACGAUAAUACUUUACAAAGACUACAAGACGCAAUUUGAUGGGAUAAAGGGAUUAUAACGAGAUUAUCUUCAAUUUGUAUGCUAAAGGCAUCAAUUCCGAUUUGCAAUCAGCCGUCUGUGGUUCUUGGAAUUCCAUUAAAACUAAUCCCCAAAUUGGAAUAGCGCACAUUGAUGCUUUGAGUGUCCCCGAUACACAUAAAGAAUUAGAAAACCUCUUUACAAUCCCUUUAAUAUUUAAAUCUAGACUACCGUAUCAACCAAUGAAAUUCUCAGUAUUUCAUAUUUUCAACUGUCUAUAAGUUAUGAUGUUGCUGACAGCAGACGACCAAUUAUAGUGCCUUAAACUUUCUGUAUGUUUCAGAGCUAAUAAUAUAAUUACUUAAGCUAAUACUAAUAGAAAGUGCUAUCAAUUAUUAACGUAGUAUUACAUAGUUGCUAUUGAUAUGACCUUUGCGAUAGUGACUUCAUUUUACACCUGUGUUAGUGUAAUUGCAACAACCACCGAAAAUUGAAAUAGUGCAAAUUGAUGCUAUAUUAUUACAUAGUGUACUUUAGAUGUAUCUAAUUACUUAAUUGUUUUCACAAAAUUCGACUCUAUCCUAGAUUUUAUUAUAUUUUUGUAAUGGAGACGGCUAAUCUCAUGUUCUCUUUUUGGUUUUAUUUUCUUUUUGUAUUAUAUCAAUGAAAACGAAUUUCGUAUUGUCUGAUCUUACUUAGCUUUCUGUAUUUUCUUUUUAUUUUAUGAUAAAAAGGGACCAAUUUGUAUCAAAUAAUCUUACUUAGAUAUCUGUAACACUUUUCAAAUGAGAUAUCUUGUGUCAGGUUCUUGAAUCGUGACACGAAUACCCGAAAUCUAGCUCUCUCAGCAUGUAACAGAUGUAACAACUGAGUAUUUAGCUUCAAAUUUAGCGACAAGUGAACGUGCUUUAUUUCAUUUCUACUUUCAGAAACAAAAGCUUAUCAAUUCUAACCGUCAUUUUUUAAGCUCCGCGUAUAAUUGUCUUCAUUAAGGUGAUUGACCAAAUUACAACCUUUCUUUGCAUCUCACUGUUUAUUUUUUUUACUGUGCAUCAAUAAAACUUCUGUAAGUAC